CACAGACUACAAGGAAGGCCCAGGCGCUCUCACAUGGGGCUGCUCGUCUCAACACUCGGGAUGGGCGCUUUUCUGUUUUUCGGAGCUAUUAUGAGCGAGUGCAUAGCAGGUGGUUGACAGAGAAGGACCAUUAUGGACCAGUCUGGACAACCUAUUAAGACCCCCAUCUCCUGAAGAGAGGAAGCCCUCGUAUUUGUGCUUUUAUUUUCAAGGUCAUCAAGGUUUGGCUUGGUUUUUCACUGCCAGGGUUAGAACCCAGGGUUUCUUGAGCACCGAUGUCCCACUGAGCCCCAAAGACAUUCAGUCUCCCUGCUUUUCACCUUCUGCCUUUGUCCCCACCCAGUGUCCUCAGCCAGCACCUCCCAUUCCUGCCCCUUGAUCUCUGGGCACAGAGCCAGCCUCAGCCCCAACCUACCUGCCUUCCAGUCUACCAGGCAGGAUGUGGGAUUCAACAUCUGAGAGUCAGUUAUGGAGGAGCCGCAGUCAGGGCCCUUCCCCGUGUCUUAUCUGUAGACUUGACCACAUCGUGAUGACGGUAAAGAACAUUGAAGAUACCACCAUGUUCUAUUCCAAGAUCCUGGGCAUGGAGGUCACUACUUUCAAGGGAGACCGCAAAGCAUUGUGUUUCGGAGACCAAAAAUUUAACUUACACGAGGUGGGCAAGGAAUUUGAUCCCAAAGCGGCUCAUCCCGUUCCAGGCUCCCUGGAUAUCUGUUUGAUCACCGAAGCACCCCUGGAGGACGUGAUCAAGCGCCUCAAGGCUUUUGAUGUGCCCAUUGAGGAGGGCCCGGUCUCCAGAACAGGAGCGAAGGGACCUAUUCUGUCCAUCUACUUCCGAGAUCCUGACAGAAAUCUCAUUGAGGUGUCCAACUAUGUCACCUCAUGAUCGACAGUGGCCUUUCUCCAUUGUGACCCACAAAAUGUCACCUUACCCCUAAUUUCCUACACAUCCCAGGGACCUCGAAAAACUAAGAACUUGGGCAAAGGGGUCCUAAGACACGUUUACGUGCAAACAUUUGUGUCUAGAGCACCGCCAUUCAAACUACUCCAAUAAACGUUGAAUG
Molecule: messenger RNA, 1064 nt
Organism: Apodemus sylvaticus (European woodmouse)
Lineage: Eukaryota; Metazoa; Chordata; Mammalia; Rodentia; Muridae
Gene: Glod5
Product: glyoxalase domain containing 5
Exons: 4
Coding region: 440-886 (148 amino acids)
Source: RefSeq, a predicted model, not a curated record